Molecule: messenger RNA, 4392 nt
Organism: Pantherophis guttatus
Lineage: Eukaryota; Metazoa; Chordata; Lepidosauria; Squamata; Colubridae
Gene: MTMR8
Product: myotubularin related protein 8
Biological process (GO): phosphatidylinositol dephosphorylation
Cellular component (GO): nuclear envelope; cytoplasm
Molecular function (GO): phosphatidylinositol-3-phosphate phosphatase activity; phosphatidylinositol-3,5-bisphosphate phosphatase activity
Source: RefSeq, a predicted model, not a curated record
ACGAAGCGCCUCCUCCGCGACAUCUCGCGAGGCUUCGCGGGAUCAGGACGUGGAAGAGGCCGGCGGCUUCGGCGAUGGAGUAUAUCACGACGCCCAAGGUAGAAAAUGUCAAGCUGCUAGAUCGUUAUACCAACAAGAAAGCAGCAAAUGGGACACUGUAUUUGACGGCUACCCAUCUGAUCUAUGUGGACACCUCAACUGACGUUCGAAAAGAGACAUGGGUCCUCCACCACCACAUAGCUACCGUGGAGAAGUUACCACUGAAUGCGUCUGGCUGCCAGCUGCAAAUUCGUUCUAAGAAUUUCCGCGUAGCUUGCUUUCUGAUGGUGCAAGAACGAGAUUGCCAUGAAGUCUAUACCUCUUUGCUGAAGCUCUCGCAACCAGUGAAGCCUGAAGAACUUUACGCCUUCUCUUACAACCCCAAAAUGCCUGAAGGCAGCCGAGAAACAGGCUGGAAGUCAAUAGAUGUCAAAGCAGAUUACCUGCGGAUGGGCAUUGACAACAGCUCUUGGGAAAUUAGCAAUGUCAACAAGGAUUACGAGGUUUGCAGCACCUAUUCUCGGGAACUAGUCGUGCCUAAAAUGGCUACUAGGGUGAUGAUCUUGGGAAGUGCGAAGUUUCGAAGCCGAGGUCGGAUACCUGUGCUUUCCUACUUCUACAAAGAGAAUAACGCCACCAUCUGCAGAUGCAGCCAGCCUUUGUCUGGAUUUAGUACUCGCUGCCUGGAAGAUGAACAGCUGCUGCAAGCGAUUAGGGAAGCCAAGGCAGGGAGUCGCUUCAUGUACGUGGUAGACACAAGGCCAAAGUUGAACGCCAUGGCCAACCGAGCUGCUGGAAAGGGCUAUGAGAAUGUAGAUAAUUACGAAUGCAUCCGUUUUAAAUUCAUUGGCAUUGAAAACAUCCAUGUGAUGAGGAGCAGCCUGCAGAAACUCCUGGAAGUGUGUGAAGCAAAGUCUCCUUCAAUGAGCGACUUCCUUACAGGACUCGAAAACUCAGGCUGGUUGCGACACAUUAAAGCUGUGAUGGAUGCUGGAGUCUUCCUGGCCAAGGCAGUCAGAGAUGAGGGUGCCAGUGUGGUGGUACACUGCUCAGAUGGCUGGGAUCACACAGCCCAAGUCUGCUCUCUAGCUUGUCUCCUUCUGGAUCCUUUUUAUCGGACAUUAAAAGGAUUCAUGGUUCUGAUAGAGAAGGAGUGGAUUGCGAUGGGCCAUAAAUUCUCACACAGGUGUGGCCAUCUUGAAGGAGAUCCCAAGGAGGUGUCUCCCAUCUUCACACAGUUCCUUGAAUGCACCUGGCAGCUCAUGCAACAGUUUCCUUGUGCAUUUGAAUUCAAUGAGCGGCUGCUUCUUGAAAUUCACGAUCACGUCUAUUCCUGCCAGUUUGGCAACUUCCUAGGGACCUGUCAGAAGGAUCGAGAAGAUCUAAAAAUCUUUGAGAAAACACAUUCCCUGUGGCCUUUUCUUCUUCAGAGGAAGCUGGAAUUCAGAAAUCCAAUCUACAAGGGAUACACUGCUUACACGUCUCUCCAGCCCAAUACGCUUCCGCUCAGUUUCCAGUUCUGGUGUGGCAUGUAUAACCGUUUUGAUAAAGGGAUGCAUCCCAAGCAAUGUAUUCUGGAUCAUCUGCUUAGCUGCACCAGCCAGAAUUUGCAGUUGGAAAACAAUGCUGCAGACCUGGAACAGAAAUUAUCUCUCUCGGAUGGGCUCCUGCCAAAUGAAACACCUGCCUUCUCCAAAGGGGUUGCCUCUUCGGUAGACAGUUCCAUUUCCCCUAUGGUCAACAGCCCCCAGGACUAUGACACCCCUGUGCUGCUGGCCAAUGGCACUAUCGGUGGGAGAGAAGGCGACAGACCAGACGGGCAGGUGAUGAGCCAACUGGAUCUCCCUCCUCCCGACACCCCAAAUGGCAACGGCUGCAGCCCAACCACCAUCCACAGCGUGCCUCUCUGGGGCAGUGAUCAAGCAGAUCUCCAGAGGGCCUGAAGCUGCUGGACCUCCACCUCUGCUGGAAGAGUCAUAGCAAAGGGGCAAUAAAGUCUGUGAGAUCCGUGACUCUGUGCUGGGAAUACCAGCUCACUGACAUGUGGCUUAGUGUUGUAUUCUGUGUUCUCAAAGUGGAGGAGGACAGAGCCCAGUGGGGACUUUGGGGCAAACUCCCAAAGGUUGGGGAUGACGUUGAGUUAGGGGCUGCCACAGUUCAUUCAAGUCAAAAAGAUUUCCCAAACAUUUGGGGGGGGGGACCAGAUGUGCACUCGGCCAAUUGAUGCUGUUGUUGGGUUCCAUGGCAGGUUAUCUUUUUUAAGGGGGGGAGAAUUUAGAUAGAUAAAGGAUGCCUGCAUCAAUGCAUUUCAAAAGGGUGCUCCCAACUCCUACUGGAGGGCAGGGUCGCUUCUGGGUAGCCCCCCUCAUCUUUCUGUGAGCCCCUUUCGCUUUACAAAGUUAGAAUUCUCAUUUGGUCCAACUGUUGGCAAGGUGACUUUGAUUGUUGUGAUGCAGUAUUUGGAGUGUGGGGGUUUUUGUCUUUGCAGGACUUCCUGUCUCUUGUGUCUUUUGUUUAACUCUCCUGAGCAGGCCCUGCCUUCUUACUUGUCGUUCCCUCUCUUCUCGGUCCAUGGCCUUGAAUGUGUUUGUGGCAUGUUAGGAUAAAAACUUAAGGCAUCUGCAAAUAUGAUGGUUCAUUUAUCAUCUGGUGUCACUUUGGAGAACUUGGCUGUAAGAGAAGACGUGUCAGAACCUGGGGGAAGAAUUUAAAAAGACUAAGUCCGCUUGUGGCUACAUAGGGAUUCUAGGCUGAUCCCUCUUUUAACCCCGCCCCCAGGUUCUGCAAUUCCUUCUCUUACUUUAUCCAAGUUAUCAAGCAUCUUCCUUGGUUUAAGUGCCAGACUGCUUUCUGCUCAAGCACUCGAGAAUAUCCUACCUAAUUAUCAGAAUGGACCUGCUCCUCCUUAGCAGCAAAGCCUCCACAAAUUGAACAGCUGUGCAUAAUGCGCUUGUCUGAAGCUUCACUAAGAGUCUGACCUGGGCUAGAAUGCAUGUUUCAUGCAUGUUUUGAACCAAAAGGAAACCCACACUUCCUGUUUUGUUAUUUAGGGGAGGGCUUAAUGCCAGCAAGGAAACACUGAGCAGAGACAGCACGAGGCCUCUGGCUCUGAAGUCCACCGCAUGCAGAAUCUAUGUUCCUUUCUGCUUAGUGACGCAGAUGAAAAAACUUCUUGGGCAAAAAAAAAGCCUUCACCCUUAAUAUUCUCUGAAAGUGGAUUUUAUGAAAAGAGAAGAUAAAACACACUUGAGAACAUCCCUGAAUCAAGAAUUCCAGCUCUGAGUUAGCUUACAGCUUCAAAAAUCCUGCACAUCUAUACUGUAUCUUCCAUUUUCUGCUGCAUCAGUGGAUCAGAUCACAGUAACAUUCCCCGGUUUUUUUUAGUAAAGCAAAUGACAUUCCUAAGGAGAAACAUCUCAGCGUUCUUGUUCCAAACUAUGUGGAUGUUUCUUAGAAAAAGUCAGCCAUUGCUCUUCAGCUGCCUCUGGUGCUCAGUUUCAGGAUGUCAUUUCGCGCACACAGCCCUUCAUGGAAAUACUGUCUUCUUUAUGAAAGCAAAUGGACUUGAAUCCUUGCAGGACAAAAUCCUGGAAUCAGGCAGCUUUCAGAAAGUAUAAGUGCAUUUCAGAGGACAGUGUUUAGCAACCUUCUUUCAAGGAAGCGUGUGUACACGUAUGUGUGUAUGCACAUGCUCACACCAUCAUUGUCUUCAUUGCGGCACUUCAAAAUUCCCUGGAAUACUAUUAUGCAGUUUGCCUAUUGUUGUGAUUUGAAUGGCUUGUGAGCAAAAUAUCUGAAAUAUUUUUGGUUAUAGCAUCCCAGUAAACUUAAAUCAUCUGAUGAACUCACAAUAGUGCAGGAAGAGAAUUUUACCAGCUGCAUGAUUGCCUGUCCAUUUCAAAGGAUUUGCGUUGUUAUAUGUGUCCGUAUUGUCGAACAACAUCCUUGUUGAUGUCUGUGAUGUUUUUUGUACUCCAAGGCCUAACAAAUUUUAAAGUGAACAUACAGAGAUUUCUUUUCAAAAGGUUCACCAGUUUCCUUUUGCAGAUAGUUAAAAUUGUGUUGCAUAUCAAGGCUGAAAUAUUUUUACAGUCCCUAUAAAGUUUGACUGGCUGUAUUUUCAUUUUGCAAGAUUGUCUAAAACUGGGCAAUCAGAGACUUUUGAUAACUCAUCCUGAAUGUGUGUCAUGAGUCCACUUGAAGCCCUGCUAAAAUAAAAGUAAAAAUAUUAGGAGAUUAUAGUUAUGUAUAUAAAGAUAUAUUGCUGCAAGUCUUAUGGUAAAUUAAAUUUGUAAGUAUUGUUUUUUUUAAAUUUCUUAUGAAAAUAAUAAAUUCCUCGCGUUUCUAAAAUGA